This is a messenger RNA of Oncorhynchus mykiss (rainbow trout), 3367 nucleotides long. Its product is annotated as sushi repeat containing protein X-linked. NCBI's taxonomy places the organism in Eukaryota, Metazoa, Chordata, Actinopteri, Salmoniformes, Salmonidae. Gene Ontology annotation, biological process: phagolysosome assembly. The record is from RefSeq and is a predicted model, not a curated record.
UGUGAUGUUGAAUCAACAUGGGAAACUGAUUGGAUUUGCAAAAUGUAACCAACUUAAGGGAAUUUCCUCUUUUUCCUAUUUUUCUUUUCACCUAAAUCCAAUGACGUGGUGCAUUUUUUAAAUGUUGAUUUCACGUUGAAUUCACGUUAGUUGACAACUCAACCAAAUGGAUGUUGAAAUUAUGUCUGUGCCCAGUGGGGUGUAUGUGUGUUUGUGUAUACUGUAUGUCCAGCAUUGAUGUAUAAUUUAGGUGUUUGAGAUGCUUUUAUUUGGUUGGGCUUUUAGUUUUCUUUCAAGUUGGGGAAUGUAGGCUACUUCCCCAGCAACACUGGCAACUAGACCUAAAUGCGUAAGCUAUUCUGAGUCACUUUGUUUUAUUUUCUAAUUAUUUGUUUGAAUGGGUUGCAGGGGCUAUAGUUCAGUGUUGCUUCACUCAGCUGUGACGCCCGGGCCGCAUGCCGAGACUCAGGCCAGAUUCGAUUAGGAUCCAUUCGGACGGAGGAAAAUCCUCUCGUUUCUGGAGCAGUAGGCGGGUCUUUGGAAAGUUUGAAUGCGAUGGAAAUGUUCUUAUACUUUCCAAAGAUGCUGAAGGGUGUCCCGUGCGUGAAUAUGGACACAUGGCUGGUAGUGUCUCUGUUCGUGUAUGUCCAGUUCUGCUUCAGUUUAGACUAUGAAGGGUCGGCCUACUAUGUCUAUGGAGAUGAUGAAGACACAUAUGCUCAUAGAAAUGGAGGGACCCCUUGGUGCGCCCCCAUCAAGGUGAAGCACGGCAAUGUGAGCUGUCGCAGUCCCGGCGGGGAAUACUAUGGGAACGUGAUGGGAUCGCGCUGUAAGAUCCGCUGUAAGUGGGGUUACGAGAUGCAGCAUGGACACGCAGAGGUGGUGUGUAUGGCCAGCAAACACUGGUCAGGGAGCUACACCUGCAGGGAGAUUCGCUGUCCUAAGCUGCAGAUGCCUGCGAAUGGGGGCUAUACGUGUUCAGACGGAUCCUACCUUAACUCCCGCUGUGAGUUCUUCUGCUCCCCUGGAUACAAUCUGAAGGGGCCCAAUACUGUCACCUGCCAGUACCACAAGACCUGGACCUCAGGAGAGAGCGUCUGUGUGGAUGUUGACAUCCCAGUAAUAAAGUGUCCUAACCUGAAGGAGAAGACAGCAGAGCCAAGCAGGCUCACAGCCAGGGUGAGCUGGGACACACCAGAGGGCAAGGACACGGCUGAUGGCAUCCUCACCGAUGUUAUAUUGAAAGGGAAGCCUCCUGGACCCUUCCCUGAGGGUCUCCAUAAGAUGUCCUACACCGUCUACGACCACGCCGGGAAUAAGGGCAGCUGCCGCUUUUCUGUCAGAGUACGAGUGCGUCGCUGCAGCCCCAUGACCCCCCCAGACAACGGUUUUAUGAAGUGUGAUAGCGAUGGUAAUAACUAUGGAGCAACCUGUGAGUUCAAGUGUACAGGAGGGUAUGAGCUGCAGGGCAGCGCUGCGAGGGUGUGCCAGUACGGCCUCACCUGGUCUGGCACGGAAACCAACUGUACAGCUAUGAACAUCAACGUGGGGGUGCGUACGGCCUCAGGGCUGCUGGACCAGUUCUAUGAGAAACGACGCCUCCUCAUCAUCUCUGCUCCCACUGCUGCCAAUCAUUACUACAGGUUCCAGAUGACUGACCUACAGCAUGCCCAGUGUGGUCUGGACCUCAGGCAUGUGACAGUGAUUGAGCUGGUGGGGAUUUACCCCGCACAGAUCGGCCGUAUCCGCCACAGACUUAUCCCUCCAGGGCUGGCCUUACAACUCAGGUUACUGCUCCAGAUCUCCCAUAAUAACUUCAACAUGGUGAUGAUUGACAAGCAGGGGAUGGACAGGGAGCGCUACACGUACCCCAUCACCUCCGCCCAGAUCUUCACCACCAUUGACACAUGGCAGGGACGCGUAGAUGAGAUGGUGCAGCAGCAGCAGGAGGCAGGCCACACCUGCCAGUAGUACAACAGCUCAACAACGCCCUCACCCCAAAUAAUCCCCCUGCCCCGAACCAGAAUCAUAUAGAGAGUGGCGCCAGGUUUUACAACUGCUGCCAUGUUAGCGUCUUCAUUCUUGCUGUAAACAAUCACAACAGAGCAGUGUUUUGUGUUUAAUAACAGACAUUUUUAUUUGGGAUAAUUAUGUGUAUCCAAGUGUGUACUGUGUUGUGGUGUCAACAAAUUGCAUAUCUGCUUUCACUGGACAUCUUCACAGGUUUAGAAAACUUUCAGCAUAACGUGGAAGCGUCAAUAUUCACUUAGCAACGGCUAUGGAAGAGAAAGUGCCGCUUUCGUUCAGACAAUGCGCAUUGACCCAACUCUCUCUCUCUCUCUCUCUCUCUCUCUCUCUCUCUCUAUAUAUAUAUAUAUAGAUAUAUAUAUAUAUAUAUAUGACUCUGCCCGCAACUUUCUCUUUACACCCCCACCCCAGUCCUCCCCAUCUCAACAAAGACCCUUCUGUCACUUAAACCCAAUUUACUACUUAAACUAAACUGUCGCUCAAGCUUACUACCUGAACCCAUGACUCCCAUCCUCCACUUCCCCAUAUCAGACCGCAGCUAGUCAACUUGUCCCUCACUGGGAGACUCCCUCAAAUGGUUCAACCCUGCAUUUCCCACCAAUGUAACGCCUUUCAGUACUUAAAGACGUCCUCCAGCGAUGUUUGGAGUUUUACUGUUGGAAACAGUUUCCCCGUCUAUAAAUACAGUAAACACAACUUUUGAGCAAAAUAGUUGUCACACCCUGAUCUGUUUCACCUGUCUUUGUGCUUGUCUCCACCCCCCUCCAGGUGUAGCCCAUCUUCCCCAUUAUUCCCUGUGUAUUUAUACCUGUGUUCUCUGUUUGUCUGUUGCCAGUUCGUCUUGUUUGUCAAGUCAACCAGCGUUUUUGUAUUCAGCUCCUGCUUUUCCCCAGUCUCUCUUUUCUCGUCCUCCUGGUUUUUGACCCCUGCCUGUCCUGACCCUGUAUGGCAACCCGCCUGACCAAUCUGCCUGACCCUGAACCUGCCUGCCGUCCUGUACCUUUGCCCCACCUCUGGAUUACCGACCUCUGCCUGACCUGACCCUGAACCUGCCUGCCGUCCUGUACCUUUGCCCCUGUUGCUGUAAUAAACAUUGUUACUUCGACACGGUCUGCACCUGGGUCUUACCUUGAUUCCUGAAAAUAUCAGGUGUUGACUGAGGUGAAAAGAAGACUGUUCCACAACAAAACCUAAUACACACAAUAUAUUAAAGGAAUAAGAAUAUAGAAGUAUAAAAUAUAUGGAUGAGCAGUGACAGAGCGGCGAAGAUGCAAUAGAGAGUAAAGAAUAGAUAGUGAAGGAUACAGUAUACAGUAUAUACAUCUGAGAUGAGUAAUGU